Molecule: messenger RNA, 1140 nt
Organism: Diabrotica balteata
Lineage: Eukaryota; Metazoa; Arthropoda; Insecta; Coleoptera; Chrysomelidae
Source: the annotation of a GenBank genome assembly
AUGGGUCUUUGUACCCGAGGACCUGUUUUGUCUUGUGUGAUAUUGGCAGUUAUUGCUGUCGAACCAUCAAAGAAGACUACAGAAAAAGAAAAACGUCAAAUUGGUGAUAACUUGUUCUAUUACAAUGCUUUGCCACAAGCCUACAACAAAGCUUCACUUGUUGACCAUUCUGCUCUCCUUGAUACCUCAGCUCAAUACUACAACACACCUCUAGUCAAGCCAGAAGUAUCUCAACAUACCGUUCAUCAUGUCAUUGAUAAAGUUCCAAUUCCUCAGUACUACAGCACUCCUCUAGUCAAGUCAGAAGCAACUCAAUAUACCGUCCAAAAUGCCGUUGAUCAAUUUCCAGUUGCUCAGUACUACAGCACUCCUCUAGUGAAACCAGAAGUAACUCAACAUACCGUCCACAAUGUCAUCAAUAAAGUUCCAGUUGCUAUUCCACAACCCGUUCCAGUACCAAUUACAAAAACCGUCAAAGUAGCCCAACCCUACCCAGUCCACGUCGAAAAACCUCUACCCGUUCAAGUUAGAGUAAAUGUACCAUAUCCAGUAGACAAACCUUAUCCAGUUCAUGUACCCCAUCAAGUCCCUUACCAAGUUAGGGUAAAAGUACCAUAUGCAGUAGAAAAACCCUACCCUGUAACAAUCACCAAGACUGUACCUGUAGCCGUUGAAAAACCUGUUUAUGUGAAGGUUCCCGAAAUCGUGAAAGUACCAGUUGAACAGCCUUAUCCAGUUGCCGUUCAACGUAAAGUAGCUGUUACUGUACCUGAACCAGUAGUAGUUAAAGUACCUGAACUCAUUAACGUACGCCAUAAUAUCUACAAACAACCUGUUAUUCAACAACAAGAAAUUGAACAAAUUACCUUGCCAGUAUAUAAUCAACAAGUUCACGGUCAAGAAUACAGAGUAUCUGGUCUUCAACCCUCAGAAUAUAUCUCAGCUGACUCGCUUCCAAGUCUGCAAACUCUUCCAUAUUCCUUUGGUCAAAAUCAAAACAACAUGUACCAGAUGAACCACAUGAACCAAAUGAACUACAUGAAUCAUAUGAGUCACAUGAACUUUGCCUCCAACUACGGAUCUUAUGGUAUGCAUAACAUAGUCUCCCGUGAUGCGAAGAAGGAGAACCAAAAACAUUAG